AUGGAAGUGGCUGUAACAGGAGCUCUGUUCCUUCUCUGGGUUCUCUUCAUCUUCAUUUUCUAUUCCUUAAAAAUGUACAAGGAGAAAAGCCAGCUACCUCCAGGCCCCACUCCCUGGUUCUUCCUGGGGAACCUGCUGCAGAAAGAUGUCAUGCCUCUGAACAAAAACUAUUCAAAGGUAAGGCCGUUUCUUGUUGCGGUUUCUCUCUGUUCCUUUGUCCCUGUGGCACGGCAUAAACAACCAUUGUCUGGAAUGAAGCAAUGUGUAGAAGGACAGAAGGUUAAUUGUUCCCUAGCUUGCUUAUAUACUUUUCCAUUCUUCCUUAUAAUAAAGGCAUGCUUUGAAGGGCCCCAGAUUUCUGCUUCCUUAUUUUUAUUUGUACUGUUUAUUACUUGAUUUUACUAGGUUUUGUUUACUGUUGGCAUGUGUCUAUUUUGCAUGCUCUUUAGAGCUUCCCUGAAUCAACUUAAGAUCCCUCCAGACAAUUGGUUUAUUCAGCAUUCAUUCUGAUUUGCUUCCACAAAGCUUAAACAGAAGUUACCAUAAAAAAUGUCAAAAAAUUGGGGGCAUCUUAUACACGUAUCCAUCUUCCCGCAUUUCCUUAAAUCGGAGUCCCAAAAAAUAAGGGGUGUCUUAUACAUGGGGGCGUCUUAUAGAUGGAAAAAUAUGAUAUAUUUAUAUCUAUCUCUAUAUCUCUAUAUCUCUAUAUAUCAAUCACACAUUUGUUCUGAUUUGCUUGCAGGGUGGUUCUAUGAUAAUGAGCAUUCAUUCAUUCUUCAUUCAUUCUGGUUAGCUUGCAGGUUGCUUAUAAUCAUUUAUUCACCCCAUGCUUUUCAAUACAUUUUCCGAUUACUUUCCAACAAGCAAAAGUCCAUUUUUUAAAGAAGUAGAUUUGUUGCACUAGGAUUAUGUUAACUGCAUAGUCCCAAGAUUUUGGUAUGUGCUUGAAUCCCUCUUGCAAUGAAAUAGCAAAAUUCAUUUAGAAAAAGCACAGCAGCAGCAGAUUAGAUUUUUACUUCAUUUCAUUUUUUUUAUUUAUUAAAUUUCUAUACUGCUCAUUAUUUGAGGAUCACAGGGUGGUUUCCAACAUGGAAUUUUGAAACCAUUAAGUUGCAAGCUAGCUGUAUUUGGCUGUAUGUGUAAACACAUCCAGUCAAAGGGUAGUGUAGGCACAUUGCCAAGCCCUGUCCCUUCCAGUGCAUGACACCUAUAAAAUGUGAAAAGCUCUCCACUACUCAUGCAGACUCUUACACAAUUUAAAACCCUGUUUGUGGUUGGCAGGUCACAUGGGAGUAAAUAAUUGUACUGUAAUCCAUAACAGUAUUGUACUGUAAUCCACAUAAUUGUUAGAAGAUCACUUACGGUAGUUGUAACCAAAUGUGAGGGAUGCGAGUGGUGCUGUGGUCUAAAACACUGAGCCUAGGGCUUGCCGAUUGGAAGGUUGGCGGUUUGAAUCCCUGCGACGGGGUGAGCUCCUGUUGUUCAGUCCCAGCUCCUGCCCACCUAGCAGUUUGAAAGCACACCAGUGCAAGUAGAUAAAUAGUUACCGCUUCAGCGGGAAGGUAAACGGCUUUUCCGUGCACUGCUCUGGUUUGCCAGAAGCGGCUUAGUGAUGCUGGCCACAUGACCCGGAAGCUGUCUGUGGACAAAUGCUGGCUCCCUCGGCCUAUAGUAAGAGAGGAGCACCGCAACCCCAGAGUCUUCCGCUACUGGACCUAAUGGUCAGGGGUACCUUUACCUUUAACCAAAUGUGAUAAAUAACAAGCUGAAGCAGAACCAGGCAGUAUGUCAAGAAGCAUGGCCCCGUGUUCAUUGAUUGGCCUGGACAUAAUUAUAUGGUUAUGCUUUAGACAUAUGAAGCAGUGGUUGAUCAUACUGAAAUGUGUGAUGGGACACCUAUUGCAGUGUCAUACCUGUUAAAGGGGCAGCUAAAUUUCUUUUCUUCACGUGCCUGUCUUGCAAAGUGGGGCUGAACAUAAGAUUUAUUUCACAAGAUUCUCUUUCUUUUAUGGAGGCAGUUCUAAAUGUGGUUUCGCCUCAUUCAGGAACAACAGCGUUCUAGCAGCCCAUUCUCCCAGGAGCCAUCCAGGUGUCCUUUUUAUUGCGCAUUCAUGAUUAUUUGUACUCAUGAUGACAUUGGAGGAGUUAUACGCAAUCCUGUUUCCAAUACUGUUUGCACUUCCAAGAGUUCUGAGGUGGAUCCACUGUUUUGUUCCAGUCAGUGCACGUCCCAUAGUUUCCUGUUCAAAUCAUGUAGCUUGUUAUAGCCCAAAUGUUCAAGUGUGUGUGGCUUUUGUUGCACUACAGUAUAUACAAUGUAUGGAUGUAAAUUUUAUGAAAUAAAUAAAUGUACCUGUCAGGGUCUGGACUGAGGAGGAAUGGUGGGGACCACCCCCCGAACCUUCCCGAGAUCAGGAGGACAGUAUAGAUUUAGAAGAGUGAUUUGCAGAAGGGCAUAGUUCAGAGACUGCAGAGGGAAAAUGAUGGGGAAUAUUGGGAGAGGAACAGCAGGAAGAAGAAACACUGGGGGAGAGACAGCUGACAGACUCAGCGUCUUUGGAAAGCAUUCCUGAGCCACCCUUUCCCAGAACUAGGCAUGCAUUGAGAGUAGUAGAACAGAAUGCUCAGAGGCAGAAAGCCCAGAUCAGCCGGCGCAGGGAUGACGUAGGAUAAGAAAGAUAGAGGGGGUUGGAAUUGACUUGGAGCAAUGCCAUUAUUUUUUUUAUUUUUUUAUAAAAUAGUUAUUAAGAUUUUACAAUAAACAUAGGUUUAAAGAGUUAAAAAAAAGAGUUUACAAUACACAUAGGUUUAAAGAGUUAAAAAAAUUAAACCGAAGAUUACACAAAAAUAGAAAAAGAAAAAAAAAUAACAAGAAAAAUACCUAAAAAAGAGAACCUAAAAGAGAAAAAGGAAAAUACAAAAUACAAAAAGCAGAUGGCUAAAAAAGAAAAAGAGUAAAAAAAGAAGAAAAAAAAGAAAAAAAUUUAAAUUUAAAAUCCAUUUUUCAAUAUCUUUAGGCUCAUUUACUUAUUUCCUUGACCUCCUCACACCUCCCCUUUUUGUAUUCCCGUUUACAAAAUCCUUUCAGCAAAUCCUUACCCUCUUUCAUUUAUCUUUACUCUGUAUCUUUACCUAUUAUAACUAUAUAUUUUCAUCCAUAUAACAAUCUAUAUUUGCAUAUUCUUAUUAACCUUAUUACCAAAACCACUUAUUUCCAUUCCAACAUCAUUUUAACAUUCAUUAAUUUUACAGUAUUUCUGCAAAUAGUCUUUAAAUUUCUUCCAAUCUUCUUCCACCGACUCUUCUCCCUGGUCUCGGAUUCUGCCAGUCAUUUCUGCCAAUUCCAUAUAGUCCAUCACCUUCAUCUGCUAUUCUUCCAAAGUGGGUAAAUCUUGUGUCUUCCAAUACUUUGCAAUGAGUAUUCUUGCUGCUGUAGUAGCAUACAUAAAAAAGUUCUGUCCUUCUUUGGCACCAAUUGGUCGACAAUGCCCAGAAGAAAGGCCUCUGGUUUCUUCAAGAAGGUAUAUUUAAAUACCUUUUUCAGUUCAUUAUAUAUCAUUUCCCAGAAAGCCUUAAUCCUUGGGCACGUCCACCAAAGGUGAAAGAAUGUACCUUCAGUUUCUUUACAUUUCCAACAUCUAUUAUCGGGCAAAUGAUAGAUUUUUGCAAGCUUGACUGGGGUCAUGUACCACCUGUAUAUCAUUUUCAUAAUAUUCUCUCUUAAAGCAUUACAUGCCGUAAAUUUUAUACCUGUGGUCCGCAACUGUUCCCAGUCAGCAAACAUAAUGUUAUGUCCAAUGUCCUGUGCCCAUUUAAUCAUAGCAGAUUUAACUGUUUCGUCCUGAGUGUUCCAUUUUAACAGCAAGUUAUACAUUCUUGAAAGUAUCUUUGUUUUAGGAUCUAACAGUUCUGUUUCCAACUUUGAUUUUUCCACCUGGAAGCCAUUUUUUUUAUCUAAAUUAUAAGCCUCUCCUAUUUGAUAAUAAUGAAGCCAGUCUCGCACUUUAUCUUUUAGUUUCUCAAAACUCUGCAAUUUCAAUUUGUCUCCUACGCAAUGCCAUUAUUUAAUAGGCACUACAUUCCUUUCUCUCUCUGUGUGAAUACUGAAUAAAUUAUGUGGUAAGGACUCUUCUUGUUAUCUGCUUUUUUGGCUGCCACUGGGGGAGGGAUAGGAUUCCCUGAACCUUGACAGUAUCCCUCCAGAUGGCAAUAAUGUAAUAACACUCAGGAAGUAUUGGGGAACAACUAAUAAAGCUGAAUUCUGCCACUAAUGUGCAUUUACUGCAUCAGCAACAUGUUGCAGCAUAUGCCUGCAAAACCCCGCACAAAACAAGCUGCAGGUGCCCUAAGAGAUAUAGCAACCGUUCCUUAAGAUAAUUACUCCAAAAGAAGUUUCAUUGCCUAAUUAAAUAACACUUUCUUUGUGCCUUCAGCUGAUUGAGAAAUAUGGCCCUAUGUUCACAGUCUGGAUGGGACCCAAACCUAUGGUCGUGCUUUGUGGAUUUGAUGUGGUAAAAGAUGCUCUGGUGGAUCAUGCUGAAGCGUUUGGUGGGCGUAUUAACAGCCCCAUCAUAGAUCGAGUGACCAAAGGCCAUGGUAGGCUAUUUCUUCUUAUUCUUUAUGUAUAGUUUAGCUCUACUUUGAUUUGUAAUUCAGUCCCUCAAAAUGUGCAUGAUAAUUAGCAUCAUGUCUAGGAAAGAAAGAAAAGAAAGAAAGACAAACACUAUCUAGCAAGGCAUUAUUUUUUUGCUGUGGCUUGCUUCUCCAAAGAACCAUUUUUGAAAAUCAAUUCCCCCCAAAGAUCCAGGGAAGCUCUCCCCUACGCAAUCACUUUAAAAAAUAAACACACACCACCCAUUUCUUGAGUCUGCAAAGUGAAAAUAGCAACCGUAUUCGUUGUUACCUCUCUCCUGUGCCAAUAGCAUGUCAUUCUGAACAUGGGUGACAUGAUUUCACCUUCCCACCCCAACUGCAGCCAACAGUGUGGGCUACAGGCAGGCAAGGGGGUGAUGCCAUGCCUCUUACCAUCCAUUAUUUACUUUGUUAUGUAGCACUGGACAUAUUUAUUCAGCCAAAGAAACAAAAAUCCCUUACACAACAAAGGACUGGGCUCUUGGGGGCAACAAUUAGUUGCCGGAUUGUAACUACAAAUGGGGAUAUAAUUUUAAGGUGGAAAGCACCAGAACUACCUUUUCAUGUAGAAACUUCCUGCUGGUUCCUGUUAGGUCAAGAACUGACAAAAUGACCUUCACCUCUUUUCCCCCCCAGGGAUAGUCAACUCUAGUGACAUAGAAUGGAGAGAGCUGCGCAGAUUCACGGUUAUGACACUGAGAGACUUUGGAAUGGGGAAGAGAUCAAUGUCUGAGAGGGUGCAGGAGGAAGCUGUUUGCCUGGUGGAGGCACUGGCGGCUACAAAAGGUAAUCUAGCUCAUUAAAAAAUAAAACUGAGAAAGCACUAUCCCAGGGCAAGGAGAUGAUAUUUAUUAAAUUGAAUAUAGGAAUGGGCACUUAUAAUAUGUAAGCUUCUGACAUAGUUAGAAUACGUGGCUGUCGGGCUCAGUGGCAGCAGGGAGGCAAGCUUUUCCCAUUUGUCCUUUCAACUCUCUCCACGCUCAUGUGAACCCCAACUCAUGUGUUGUACUUCCACCGUAAUAUUUUCACUAAUCCAGUAAUGCGAGAGAGUCUACCUACACUUCUUAGGUGUGCACACUGAAGAUCAUACUGUGUGCAAAUUGUUUCAGUGAAAGUUGUUGGGCUUAUUUUUAUUUAGUGCCAACAUGGCCUUGUGCGCCACCUGAAACUCUGCUGCAGGCAAUGCUAGCAGAAUAAGCAUCAGAUAAGUUAAUUAAGUGGAAUGUUACAGCAAAGAAAUGAAGGGGGGGUUGAUUAUUUGGACUGUGGAUGGGGUAGGUGGUGGUGGUGGGGAGAGAAGGAAACCCAGUGCCUCUUUUUUCUGCCUCUCACCUCCCAAAAAUUAUGUUUAAUUGCAGUUUAAAAAUAAAAAAUAGCACAGCCCCCCGAAUUGAUUUAGGACUGGAUACAAUUUGAGUGUUGCCCAGGUUGCCCUGAAUAUUGGGUCAGAGCCAAUUUGUGGACCCAGAUUCAGGCCUCACAUCAGGUUGGUGUCAGGGGUACAGCUGUGCACUUUACUACUACUUUUAAUUUCUUAAACAUUUGGUUCUUGGGACUGAUGGAAAUGCAAUCUACCAGGCUCAAGCUGUUUAAACAGUUUUUAGAGUUAAUUUUGUGUUGGGGUCUGAAGAUGGUGGGCUCCACUUUCAUCAGGCCUUGCUGACUGUCUUCGGUUCCUCCUACAGGACAGGGCUUUGAUCCGACAACUAGAAUCACAUCCGCUGUUUCCAAUGUGAUCUCGUCAGUCAUCUUUGGGACUCGCUUUGACUACGCAGACAAGACCUUCCUAAAGCACCAACGCAUUAUAGAGAAUGAAGUUGGCCUUUUUCGUACUAUCUUGGGACUGGUAGGUUGUUCCUUCUGAGUUGCAAACAUUUUCCUCACUAUCAGGAAAAGGAAAAACAAAACCUAGCUUGUUGGAGUAUGAACGAUGGCAUGAAGGGUUCACAAAUGUGUGCCUGACUAACUAUCAGAUGAAAAUAAUGUUCUGAAAAUGUCUUCAACAGGGUUGAGAUGGAAAUUGACACAAUCACAAAGUUCCAGUGUUUUCAGGGGAGAACCUGGACCACUGAGCAGGGCAGGCAGCAGAAAAGUUGGAAGACUUACCUGGGCUGUUCACCAAUAGCAGCAGAUCUCCCUUUCCUUUCCUGACCCCACCCCUUUUUUUGCCAUUGCUCCCCCCCUCCCAUUUGCCUGGCCACCAUUUCCCUCUGGAUGCAGUAUAACUGUAAACAUUGCAAGGGCACAUUUGUACAUCUAUAGAGGCAUAGGGUCCCCUCUGCCACUCUUAGCACCUGAGGAAGUCUGCAGGAAAGGAAAAAAUAUUUUUUUUAGGUAGUUGGAGCCUGAGUCAUUUAGGGCUUUAAAAACUAAUAUUAACACAUUGAAUUGGGCCCAGAAACAAAUUGGCAAUGUGUGCAGCUUUUUUAAAACAGAGGUUAUGUGAAACUUAAACAGAACCCGAACCAGUAACCUGGAUUUUGGACCAGUUGACAUUUCUGAAUCAUCUUCAAGGGAAGCCCCAUCAUCCCCAUCAUCAUGAGGUAAAAUGAACCAGAAGCUCAACAGUUCCUGCUGGAUUUCCAAAAUAAGUGAUUAAAAACAACAACUGCUUUAUCACUUUUCAGCCAGAAACUUUGUGGCAUAGUAUAAAAAGAUGGAUUUGCAAUAUUUAAGGCUGUAUGUGUCAUCUUCAUUUCAGCUGUACUCUGCUGUCCCUAAAAUAUUGGACUACUUCCCUGGAAGACACCAAAAGAUUUUUUCUGAUUGUGAUGAGUUGUGUGCUUUCUUCCAUGAGAAUGUGAAAGUACACAAGCAGACGCUGGAUCCUCAGAACAUCCGUGACUAUAUUGAUUGUUUCCUUAUCAAGUCUGAGAAGGUAUGUGGGUCAAAAAUUUUAUUUGCACAGGCAUGGGUGCCCAGUUAUGUCCUAGUCCAUGUGGGGAAGGGAUACCAGGCCAACCAGAGUGCCCCUCUGUCUUUGCCUCCUCCCCUAGCAACUUCUCUCGGCCACUCCUUGCAAGACAUUAUUACCGUAAUUAUUAUCAUUAUUCAUUAGGCUGAGGUAUCCUGUGCCCAGUUUUAAAGUCUAUGCUUAAUGUUGUACUAAACAAUGCAAGUGCUUAUGAUAAAAAUAAAAUUGGUUCACUCAGUUUACAGCCUAUAUGAGUACCAUGGACAGCUACUUGACCUUGACAGAUUAGAGAACUGGGCAAAAACAAACAAGAUGAAUUUUAACAGGGAGACAUGGAAAGUAUUGCACUUGGGCAAAAAAAAAUGAGAGGCAUAAAUACAAGAUGGGUGACACCUGGCUUGAGAGCAAUACAUGUGAAAAGGAUCUAGGAGUCUUGGUUGACCACAAACUUGACAUGUAAUGCAAUGAUAUGCAAGUACUUUUCUUUAUAUUUCAAAAGUAAUUCUAUUUUAAAUACAUGUGAUUGGAUUAAACACCUCUUGGGGUGAGUGCAGGAUUUCACCCAUGAUGCUCAUUCAAACAGGCUAAGGUGUCUCCAUUUUGCCAUCUUUCUUUAUAGUGAAAUUUUCUCUCCCCCCCCCUUUCCCUCUGCCUCAUAGGAACAAAAGUCUGCUAGUGACACCUUCAGAACUGAAAACCUUGUCAUGACAGUGUUUGGACUUUUUUUGGCUGGGACAGGAACCACAAGCUUUGCCUUGAUCUCCGGCCUCAUGGUGAUGGCUAAGCUGCCACAUAUUCAAGGUAUUCAGAUACCCCAGAGAAGUUUAAAGCGGAAGGGUUUUGAGGGCUCCCUGGUGUCUUCAAAUGGCACUUAUGUCCAGGGGUAGAAACAUAGCCAGAAGAGGAGGGACCUCAGAAUGCUGGAAGCACAUUUUCCAAAUGAAAUUUGUUACAGGAAAAGUCCAGCAGGAGAUCAACAAGGUGGUAAGGCACAGAGGAAUGAGUGGAAAUCACUCAAGAGGAGAAUUUGUGUUGGCAUGAGUUUUCAUGAUGUCGGAGAGUGCCCGAGUUUUUCACUCUGUCAGAUGAGAAGCAGAAUCUGAAUCCAGGAAAUAAAUCUCUUGAGUCUUUUUCAUUACAGCAAAAGUCCAACAGGAAAUUGAUGAGGUGACGAGUGCCACCCGUGCCCCUAGCAUGGAAGAUCGUGUGAGGAUGCCUUUCACCAAUGCAGUUAUCCAUGAGAUUCUACGAUACCCACAAUCAAUUAAUGAGACCAUUCCCCGUACAACGUCUUGUGAUACCAAAUUCAGGGGGUUCACCUUCCCUAAGGUAUGAUGGCCCAGCAUUUUGCCAUGAUAAUUGUGGAGAAGAAAUGGAGCAGUUCUAGGAACUGAUUGUAUAAAUGGCCCUGGACUGGCCUCAUGGAGGCAGGGAUGAGAUCAGUAGUGGAGAUCAGUAGUGAUUUUGUUGGCCUAAGCAAAUGAGCUGAAGGAACUAGUGAUAGAGGAGAAUUUUGUUUGUUCGAUUCACAUUUUUAAAUGAACCAACGGAAGUAGUAUUUCACAGAACUAUGCAUACAAAAUGUAUCUUUUAUGGGGAAAAUGUGUACUAAAAUCAAUGGUUUAGUGGGAAAAUGCACACAGAAGCACAGAAGAAAGCACACAAAAAUAUAUUUUAGAUUGAGAAUGGGUACAUAAAUGUGUAUUUUAGGGGAAAGUGCAUACAAAAAGAUGUAGAAUAUAAAUGCUAGUGUUUGGUGAGGUUUUAAAACAGAAAUUGUCUGAUGGGAUGGAGCAGAAUUAUGACUGAAAGCUGGUGGAACUGUCACAGAACAGAACUAUAAUGAUCCAUCUGCCCCCGAAAGGAGCUGAUAGAUGCAGCAAGCUAUUUAUGCUCCAGUUUCAUAAUUUCUUAAAAAGGAAUUCUACUGGUCAUAUUGAUUGGAAUGGAAUGUAAGGCAGUGUGUACUUAUGGACUAAUACAGGAGUGUAACAGAAUAAAUCUGCUCAUCCCUAGUGGAAUCCCAUUCUUCUAAGUUAGCAUCCCCAUUUUAUCAUUUUAUCAUAGUAUGGCUAUUUCCUAGAUAGUCAUGAAUUGAGCACUUCCGGAGGUGGCGCCAACGGUAAUGGCGGAUUCCCUCUAAUGCGGAGGGAAUCUGCUCCACAGAAAUUGGGUCUGACACUGCUUCGGCGCAGCGGGGACCCCUCAAACCACAGGCGGGUGAAGCCUGUGACCCUGGGACUCGGUGGGCACUGUUUGCGCCCCCCCAAUCUGCAAAGGAACCCGGCAACGGGCUCCGGAACAGAGCGGGGAAGUGGCGCUGUGCUGUGAGUCGUCUGCUUCUUUUGUGGAGUGAAGCCGCGUAGCUGGUGCCGGAGAGGGCAGCCGUUUUUCCUGGACAAUUCGGAAUUUAAAAACAAACACCCGUGAGUACUUAGAAUUUGAACAAAUGGGACAGUAAAUGAAGAUUUGUGAAAAGGACAGAAUUGGACUAUAAAAAAAAGGAAAAAAAUCUAUUGAAUUCGGUACGGAGCGGGAAGGGCUAAACAGGAAGUCACCCUUCCGUUCUUUUGUAAAUAGAGCAAAGCAAAGGCAAUUUACACUGGAGCUUAGAAAAUCGCUUUUAAAAGAGUGGAUUCCAACAUUCUAAAUUGGGAAUAUUUUUUUUUUGGACUACUUGAAGUAGUAAAAGGAAGUUAUUCUCGUCCCGAUCCUGGAGCGGGGAUGUCAGGACUGACGUGAAUUUAUUAAGAUAAUUGUGUGUGACAGACAGCUAAAAGAAGAGAAUCUCUGUGACUUUACGGUCCCCUUUCGCAAUUUUAAAGGAAUAUAUAUGGACAAAGUAUCUUAAGUAUUUUGGAGGGAAAAAAAGGGGGGGGGAACUGUGUAGCAAAAACAAAUAUAAGUCUUCCCCCCUAGGGGGAGCUUUUGAAAUUGUAACUAACCCCAAGGACUUGACAGCUGUUACAAAAUAACCGUGGGAAAGUGUGACAAUGUUUUCAGAAGUCCUGGUGUGCCUGUUUAACAAAACAAAUGCUCUACUGGAAGAAUUACAUGAUAAGGUGAACCGGAUGGCCACUUCGACCAGAAAUCUUGAACAGGCAGUGGAAUGUUUUGACCAGACUGUGGGAAUAUAUGUGGAGCCUAUCCAGGACUUAAACCAGGAGUGUGUUUUGACAGAACAGGGGUUUGUGGCAUUAAAUCAGGAGUGUGUUUUGACAGAACAGACCCAACAGGAGUUUGAUCCUUUGGAUUGGACAAAGGAACUGGGAAAAAACCAGAUUUGGGAAGGGAACGUUCGGGGUGGUUUGGAAAUGGGGGCUGGAUUGACCCCUACGUCGGGAUAUCUGGACUUUUAAGUACGGUAAUAGGCUGCGAUAUGUUUGGGAUUGUGGGGCCCACAAUUUUGGAGGGCCCUUGAAACAUGCUUUUAAAUACUACAUGGAAUGCAGCGAUGAAUACGGAAAAGGGUCUGAUCUGACGAGAAGGGCUAAAAACACUACUAAGUCGGAGUUACUACGAGCAAGAGACUACAGCUACAAGUAUGAAGAAGAGUCGCGGAAGGGCCAUGGAAGUGACCUGAGGGCCUUGGACAUAAGGUCACCGGGUUAGAUUGAGGAAUAAGGACUGACAAAUCCCGGAACCAGGAGGAAGGGAUGUUGGAUAAAGAUUGGACUUGUUUAUAUGCUUCUUUUUCUUUUUUAAUAAUAGAGUGUUUUACAAAGUUGAUGAAUGAUAGAAAAAUGUUGGAAAAAAUUACCUGGCUUUAGUAAAGAUGCAUAAAGAAUAAUGAAAGAACAUUAUGAACACAAGAAGUUGGUAAAGUUAAGACUUAAAUUUUAAACUUUAAGGUUUAUUUUAUUAUAGAAAGAUAGGAUUAAAUUAGUUGAGAAUUCUUUUUUCUUUUUUCUUUUUUUUGAAACAUGGGGAAAGGAUUUGCUGGGAUAAUUAAUAACUAGAAUACAAAGGAAGGGAGGAGGAGGAGGUCUAAGAAAGAAGGUAAUGACAGUUAAGGAUCUGAAAAUAAUGAACUUGUUUUGUCUUUUUUAUUUUUCUUCUGUAUCUUCUACUUUUUCAUAUUUUUAUUUUUAAUUUUUGUAUUUUUAUUCUUACUUUUUGUUUUUGUUCUAUUUUUGUGUAAGCUUUGUAUUUUUUUUGAAAUUUUAAUAAAUAUCAUUUAAAAAAAAUAAUAAUGAAUUGAGACCAAAAAUGUAAAUCUGCCGUCUUCUAUCCCUGAAGGGCACAGCUGUUGCUCCAAUGUUCACAACUGUGCACCGUGACCCUCUCCAGUGGGAGACUCCAGAACAGUUCAAUCCUGGACAUUUCUUGGAUGAGAAAGGCCAGUUCAAGAAGAAAGAUGCCUUAAUAGCCUUUUCGGCAGGUAACUAUAUGAGCCUGUGGUAACUUAUGUGCAAACAAUGCCAUUUCCACUUUCUUUCAAAAGACAGUGUAUGGAAGAGAAAUGUCUGCCCCUACAUAGGACCAGCCAUUUAUUUUUCUGUACAAUAUCUCUGGAAAGGAAGUGAAACAACAUCAUUUCACUUGACAGUGGCAUUGUUUUGAUCCGUCAACAGACCCCAUGUUUUGAAAUUUUCCUGAAGGAUUACAUGGGACCCUGUUGUAAGCUGGAUGGCAUGCACCACUUUUUAAAAGCAGGCCGUGCCCUCUGUCCAUCUUCUAGUAGCUUCUCACAAAGAAGCUUCUCACAAAGGCACUGUGAUUUGAAGUAAAAUGAGAGACCUAUAAAUCAUUCCCUGAUUGGACAUGCCAGUCUUGUAAUUAUAUUUCCCUCCCUGGUAUUUUCUGUGAGUAGGGGAUGACACAAAAAACAUAUGAUAUUGGUUGAAAAAAUCAAAGUACAUCUGGGUCAGGAGUCACUGUGCAUGCAGUGUGGAGCUAGAAAAGGGUAAAUAAACUGGAAUGUUUGGAAAACAUGAAGUUGAAUUCCUCCCAUUCUGUGGUUGGAGUACUGCAUCAGAAAAUUUGUACAAGUGAAAAUUUUGAAGAUUGGUUGUGUUUCCGUUCUCAUAUGGUUUCAGAAAGGGUGCAUUUGAUAGACUGAGCUUUAAAUGUGAACUGAAUCUCAUGUCUCCCCAUGCCUACUUCAGGCCAAUCAUAAUUUUAUUAGUCUUAGUCUUAGUCUUAGUCUUGAUUUAGUCUUGAUUUUAGUAUUCCUCACCUUUUCCCAUAAUGUGACUCAAUAUACUAUACUCUAGCUGCAGUAGAUUUUUGGGGGUGCAUUAGUAUUUCCAGUCCCCCAAACCAACAUUGCAUGAAUUCACUAGGGGUGGAUCUGCACACAGGACAUAUAAAGCUAUAAAUAAGUCAGAAAUUAAAUUGUUAUAUGAUUUAAUUGCAUAGAAAAGGAUUUUUGCUCUCCACCACCAUCUGGUAUUGCAUGUUUAUAACACAUUCAAAACGUUAUUUUUUUGACUAAUGGAGCUGAGUCCUAGGUUUCCUGUGCACUGUGUAGAUUUUUGGGUUACUGGUUAGCUGUGCCUUCUUUUCUUUGUCAGGGAAGCGGGCAUGCGUUGGGGAAGCCUUGGCGCGAAUGGAGCUCUUCCUGUUCUUCAGUACUCUGCUCCAGAACUUCACCUUCCAGCUGGUUGGAGCUGCAAAAGAUAUGGAUUUAGCCUCUUUGUUUACGGAGUUCAGAGCUAAAAAUGUCUCUCCUCUAAUGAAAGCCAUCAGACGUUCAAUGUGA
Molecule: messenger RNA, 13250 nt
Organism: Podarcis lilfordi (Lilford's wall lizard)
Lineage: Eukaryota; Metazoa; Chordata; Lepidosauria; Squamata; Lacertidae
Source: the annotation of a GenBank genome assembly